AUGAAGAUCAUUCCGGUGGCUUGCUUGGAGGAUAACUAUGCCUACCUGAUCGUUGACGAGAGCACCAAGGCGGCGGCGGCCGUCGACCCGGUGGAGCCGGAGAAGGUGCUGGCGGCGGCCAGCGAGGUCGGCGCCUACAUCGACUGCGUCCUCACCACCCACCACCACUGGGAUCAUGCUGGUGGCAAUGAGAAGAUGAGGCUGCUGGUGCCAGGGAUUAAGGUCUAUGGGGGAUCCAUGGACAAUGUUAAAGGCUGCACUGAUCAGGUGGAAAACGGAACUAAGUUAUCCAUUGGGAAGGAAAUUGAGAUACUGUGCCUACAUACGCCAUGUCAUACAAAAGGUCAUAUUAGCUACUACGUUACUAGCAAAGAGGAGGAAGACCCAGCAGUAUUUACUGGAGACACCUUGUUCAUUGCUGGUUGUGGGAGAUUUUUCGAGGGUACGGCAGAGCAAAUGUACCAGUCCCUUUGUGUUACACUGGGCUCGCUGCCUAAGUCAACUCGUGUUUACUGUGGCCAUGAGUACACUGUAAAGAGCCUACAAUUCAUGCUGACAGUCGAGCCAGAGAAUGAAAAAAUGAAGCAGAAACUGGAAUGGGCUCAAAAGCAGCGUGAGGCAAAUCAACCGACGGUUCCCUCAACUAUAGGAGAUGAGUUUGAGAUAAACACCUUCAUGCGUGUUGAUCUGCCUGAAAUACAGGCAAAAUUUGGUGCCAAGUCGGCAGUUGAAGCGCUGAGGACGGUCAGGAACAUCAAGGAUACCUGGAAAGGUGGCGUUUACAGCCGUGCGAUGCUUUGA
Molecule: messenger RNA, 801 nt
Organism: Triticum turgidum subsp. durum (durum wheat)
Lineage: Eukaryota; Viridiplantae; Streptophyta; Magnoliopsida; Poales; Poaceae
Source: the annotation of a GenBank genome assembly